This is a messenger RNA of Effrenium voratum, 1098 nucleotides long. The record is from the annotation of a GenBank genome assembly. NCBI's taxonomy places the organism in Eukaryota, Dinophyceae, Suessiales, Symbiodiniaceae.
AUGCUGACGAUGGAGCUGAACGAGAAGGGCCUUUGGGUGCGCAAGAAGAAACCUGCUGGGCCUGCAGAGGAGGCGCCAGGUCCGUCGGAGAGUGCCAAGCAGCUCCUGAAGACCACCUCCAGCGCCGAGGACCCGCGCUUGGAAGCGGCCAAGCCCAAGGGCCGCGGCACGGCGGAUGCGACGGAAAAGGCCCUGCAGGCGCUGCAGGAGCGGCGCAAGCUGGAGAGGAAGGUGCAAGAUGAGCCGCGGACUUGGAGAGAGCGAGGAUGGCGCCGCCCAUCUGGAGAGGGCCGCGAUUUGGCCGGCAAGCUGCAGGAUGGGGGUGCUAAGCUAAACGGAUACACAGCCCCCCACGCCGUGGACUUCGAUGACGAGGCGCGAAAGCUAUGGGUGCGGCUGAACUUGGACCCGUCAAUCAUCACUGGUGGCCAGUACAAUGCCAUGGAUGCCUUGUGGCAACAUCCGGAGACACGCGCGGUCUUCUAUGUCGGAAAUCAGACUGCUGCGACCAAUUUAUCAUUGCUGCAGAAACAUGGAGUCACGCAUGUGGUCAACUGCACCGACAGCAUGCCGAACUAUCAUGAAAAUUAUCCCAGCGGCAUCAAGUACCACCGCUUCGACAUUUCCAGCUUUCACCGUCGGGUGAAAUCUGAUGCGGAUGCUGCGCGAUUUGUCCAGCCAAUGUUGGACUUUGUCAGUUCUGCGCUGGCGGAUGGCAAGAAUGUCAUGGUGCACUGUUUGGCUGGUGCCCACAGAGCAGGGACCACCGGCUGCAUGUGCUUGAUGUACUUUGCACAGCUUGGCGCCAAAGAUGCAGUUCUUGCUGGUGUCCAGCGCAGCGAUGAGGAGGCCAAAGAGGUCGUGGAGAGGGCUUUAGGCUCUUGUGCAGUAGGACAAGGUUCUGCUCCCGUAAGGGCAGAGCCGACAGCAACCCGGGCGAAGCGCCGGCGCAGCCCCUCGCCUGUGGCCGUGAGCAGCCCUUCAGAGAAUGAAGGUGGAGACUUCCAAGCUGCUUGGAUGGAUUCUGACGACGAGAAGGAAGCCGCCAAGCUCAGUGAGAAGCCUUCAGGCGGGGAUAUUGUCGUCGACUUCUUCUGA